Molecule: messenger RNA, 489 nt
Organism: Lolium perenne
Lineage: Eukaryota; Viridiplantae; Streptophyta; Magnoliopsida; Poales; Poaceae
Source: RefSeq, a predicted model, not a curated record
AUGAUGAACCGCGCCGGCGAGGGCCAGUUGCCUCCACCACCGUCUCCACCUCCACCUCCAUCUCCACCACCACAUGAGUUCGACGUUGAACCAGAGUCUGCAGAGAACGAAGCGUGCGAGGAGGCGGCGCUAGCGGACACCAUAGCAGUGUUCGACGCCGCCACGGCGAAAGAGGCGCGCCGAUGCCGGGCGGAUGAGAUGGGCGAGCGGCGGUGUGCAGAGCGGGAGCAGCGGCGCCGCCGUGCAUACGAGAUGGAGCUUUGGUGGCAUGUAGACGAGUUGUAUGAGCAGCGGCGCAUUGAGGAACUGCAGGAGCGGAUGCAGGAGCUUCAUCAACGGCAGCGGCGGGAGGCGCUAGAGCAGCAGCUACGAGAGGACGCGAUGGCAGUGGAAGCGGCGGCCUGGGAGGCGGAGGCGGAUGCGUUGCGGCAGGAGGCGCUGGAGCAGCAGCUACGGGAGGACGCGAUGGCAGCGGAAGCGGCGGCCUAG